AUGGCGAGCAACGCCAUCAUCCAGGCCAAGCUGGUGCUCCUCGGGGACCUGGGCGCCGGGAAGACGAGCAUCGUCGUCCGGUUCGCCAAGGGACUGUACUACGAGUGCCAGGAGUCGACGAUCGGAGCCGCCUUCUUCUCGCAGGUGAUGUCGCUGGACGAGGCCACCGUGAAGCUCGACAUCUGGGACACCGCCGGCCAGGAGCGCUACCACAGCCUCGCGCCCAUGUACUACCGCGGCGCCGCCGCCGCGGUCGUCGUCUUCGACAUCACCAGCACGGACUCGUACAUGCGGGCGAAGAGAUGGGUCGACGAGAUUCAGAGACAAGGGAAUCCACAUCUGGUGAUGGCAUUAGUUGGCAACAAGGUUGAUUUGGAAGAAAGGAGGCAGGUUGGGACACAGGAAGCCAUGGACUACGCGGAAGCAAACGGCCUCCUCUUCACCGAGACGUCGGCCAAGACGGCGCAGAACGUCAGCGAGCUGUUCCACGAGCUCGCUGAAAGACUGGUGGAGUUGCGGCCUAGUCGUCCAGCCGGAAUGAUCCUCCACGACGGCAGGCACCGCCACGGCAACGGCGGCGGCAGGUGGCGCUUCUGCUGCUCCGGCUGACACCGUAUUUGUUGCAUGAAUCGUCAAAUCCAUCACAAAAACAUUAGGAACGAAGUAUUAUUCUGUAGAUGCUGUAU
Setaria italica (foxtail millet) is the source of this 686-nucleotide messenger RNA. Its product is annotated as ras-related protein RHN1. Gene Ontology annotation, molecular function: GTP binding; GTPase activity. The transcript is spliced from 6 exons. The coding region runs from base 1 to 609 and encodes 202 amino acids. Lineage: Eukaryota; Viridiplantae; Streptophyta; Magnoliopsida; Poales; Poaceae. The record is from RefSeq and is a predicted model, not a curated record.